AUGACCGACAACGGGAGCUCCAGAAUUGACACCCCCACCAACAUCUCUCUGAGUCCCAGUGACGCCAUCUCCGAGUCGUUGGAGUACAAGACGGUGUCGGUGUUCCUGGUCCUGCUGGUGUGUGGCUUGGGCAUCGUUGGGAACAUCAUGGUGGUCCUCGUGGUCCUCACCACCCGUCACAUGAGGACACCAACCAACUGUUAUCUAGUCAGCCUUGCCAUAGCCGACCUUACGGUGCUGGUGGCUGCAGGGCUGCCCAACGUGUCGGACAGUCUGACAGGCACAUGGGUCUUUGGCCACGCCGGCUGUCUGGGGAUCACUUACCUUCAGUACCUGGGCAUCAACGUGUCCUCCUGCUCCAUCACUGCCUUCACUGUGGAGAGGUACAUAGCUAUCUGCCAUCCAAUAAAGGCUCAGACAGUGUGCACGGUGUCCCGGGCCAAGCGGAUCAUUGCCGUGGUUUGGAUCUUCACCUGUGUCUACUGCAUGCUGUGGUUUUUCCUGGUGGACAUUCAGGUCAGCCAGGAUGGACAUGUGCAGUGUGGCUACAAAGUGAAACGGGAGCUCUACCUGCCCAUCUACCUCCUCGACUUUGCCAUUUUCUACGUCAUACCGCUGCUCCUCGCCAUCGUGCUGUAUGGCUUGAUAGCACGGGUCCUCUACCUCAGCCCUCUGCCCAACCAUUGUGACAACAGCGCCACCACACUGCGUCGGAGCUGCAGGGAAGCCUCUGAAGCGGGGAAGGGAGGUCGCCCGGCCCGGCCAAAGAGCGCACUCUCCUCCAGGAAACAGGUGACAAAGAUGCUGGCAGUUGUGGUGAUCCUAUUUGCUCUACUGUGGAUGCCCUACCGGACUUUAGUUUUGAUCAACUCUUUUGUGUCCACGCCUUAUCUGGAUGCCUGGUUCCUCCUGUUCUGUCGGACAUGCAUCUAUGCCAACAGUGCUAUAAACCCUGUGAUAUACAACGCUAUGUCUCAGAAGUUUCGCUCAGCAUUUCGCGGGCUUUACCGCUGCCAGCGACCAGAGGGAAAUCAGAGGACGCUGUCAAUGAUCCAGACAGGCUUCGGCACCAUUAGAGACCCCCUAGCCGCCCAGGCCAAUAGCAAUGGAACCAAUGAAAACGCAAGGAGAGACCUCUUUAAUACUGCCACUGAUAUGAAUUCAAAGCAAAAUGGAAGUGGUCGUCAGGAGACAGCAACAGCCAAUAGCAAGAAAGUAGACCGUCCCAUCAACAUCAGCCCAGCUACUAGCUUUGGUGUGUGUCCAGCUGAGACGACGUCAUCUGGUGAUGAGUAA
This is a messenger RNA of Anoplopoma fimbria (sablefish), 1296 nucleotides long. It is a transcript of the gene trhr2, whose product is annotated as thyrotropin releasing hormone receptor 2. The coding region runs from base 1 to 1296 and encodes 431 amino acids. Gene Ontology annotation, molecular function: thyrotropin-releasing hormone receptor activity. Gene Ontology annotation, biological process: phospholipase C-activating G protein-coupled receptor signaling pathway. Gene Ontology annotation, cellular component: membrane. The transcript has 5 exons. The record is from RefSeq and is a predicted model, not a curated record. NCBI's taxonomy places the organism in Eukaryota, Metazoa, Chordata, Actinopteri, Perciformes, Anoplopomatidae.